CGCGGAGUGCGCAGGAGCGCCCGCCGCGGAAGCGGGCGGCUCCCCGCUCGCAGCCGCGCUAUGCUUCCUGCUCACGGGCUCUCCCGCGACACCCCGCAGGCUGUCGCCGCGGCUCACUCUGCCCCGGGCGGCAGCGCCCCAUCAGCUGCGGGCCGGGCGGCACGGCACAGCACAGCGCACCGCCCGGCCGACCCCGCGCUGCGACACCGGCCCGGCCGGCAGCGGGGCGCCGCGCCGCCACCCCCGCGCAUGCUCGGCGGUGGCGGCGCCGUCACCGCCUCUCGCUGCGCGCGGUGCCGGGACCCGGAAGCGGCGGAAGCGGAUUAUGAAAUUGCUGUUGCAUAUUUUCUCAAGGUCUGGAGCAGAGCCAAGUCUUCACAAGAAUUUCUUGCCAAUCACCUAUGAAGCUCCUGAAUUUGAAGUUGCACUUCUGCAAUGAAGAAAAGGAGACGGCUCGCUGCGAAUCUAAACGAAAAGGUUCACCUUGGCCAUGAGAAAGACACUUCAGAGCAGAUUCUUGUAGUAGACUGUGCACAGAAAAUUGUCUCAAAGGCUGCAGAAAUAGCCCCUGCAGAUCAGCGUGAAUCUUCCAAAGAACUUUCGCCAUCACCAGAACAAAGAAAGCUCCUAAGCUCAUUGCAGUAUAACAAAAAUCUACUGAAAUACUUAAAUGACGAUAGACAGAAACGUCCAUCAUUUUGUGAUUUACUCAUUAUUGUAGAAGGGAAAGAAUUUAGUGCUCACAAAGUUGUAGUGGCUGUCGGGAGUAGUUAUUUUCAUGCCUGUUUGAGUAAAAAUCCAAGCACUGAUGUUGUCACCUUAGAUCAUGUAACUCAUUCUGUCUUUCAGCAUUUGCUUGAGUUUCUUUACACCUCAGAGUUUUUUGUGUAUAAAAAUGAAAUUCCGUUAGUGCUGGAAGCAGCAAAAUUUUUAGAUAUUAUAGAUGCAGUGAAGUUACUAAAUAACGAAAGCAUUUCUAACGUACAGACUGAUGUGGUAACUGAUGUGCCUACACCAGUAGAAACACUCAAUGAACUGACAGGUAAACUAUUAAACAGUCAUCAGUGCACUUUUUGUGGUCGAAGUUUCUGCUACAAGAAGUCCUUAGAAAAUCAUUUGGCUAAAGCCCACAGAUCCCUUCCACUGGAAAGAAAGCAUGGGUUAAAAAUGGUUGAGAAGGCCAGCCUUUCCACUAGAUGUUCUACAAGAAACCGCAAAUAUCCAGCUAAAUUGGAUAACAGUGACAAUGAAAGCGAUGAUGCCUCCGACAGCAAUUUGGAGAAGGUCAGUUCUGACAAAGAAACGUCUGAUAGAAGUGAAUUUGAAGACAGUGAAAGUGAAUGCAAUGCUGAUGAAGAGGGACAGGAAGAGGAAAUGUCAGGUGAAGAUUCAGAGUCUGAAGAGCAAAGUGAAAAAGAACAGAACGAUGCUGAAGAGGGUUCUGAAGCAGUUGAUUCAAUGGGAAAUAUUCCUGAAGGCUUAGCUCCAGUCGUCAUUCAAAGCAGUAGCAAAAAACUACUGCAGUGUCCCAAGUGUGACAAAAAAUUUGAUCGAAUAGGCAAAUAUGAGAGCCAUACACGUGUACACACGGGUGAGAAGCCUUUUGAGUGUGAUAUAUGUCACCAGCGCUAUUCAACAAAGUCCAACCUGACAGUGCACAGAAAGAAGCACUCCAGUGAUACUGACUUUCAUAAAAAGGAACACAAAUGUCCCUACUGCAAUAAGCUGCAUGCAAGCAAAAAGACUUUAGCGAAGCACGUGAAGAGGUUUCAUCCAGAGAAUGUACAAGAAUUUCUUUCUAUCAAAAAGACAAAGAGUGAAGGUUGGAAAUGUGAUAUUUGUAAGAAAUCUUUUACUCGAAGACCUCAUUUAGAAGAGCAUAUGAUCCUUCACUCUCAGGAUAAACCUUUUAAGUGUACCUACUGUGAAGAGCAUUUUAAAUCCCGAUUUGCAAGACUGAAACAUCAAGAAAAAUUCCAUCUCGGGCCUUUUCCUUGUGAUAUUUGUGGCCGCCAAUUUAAUGAUACAGGAAAUUUGAAACGCCAUGUAGAGUGUACUCAUGGAGGAAAGAGAAAAUGGACAUGUUUCAUCUGUGGAAAAUCUGUUAGGGAGCGAACAACUUUGAAAGAACAUCUGAGAAUUCACAGUGGAGAGAAGCCUCAUCUUUGCAGUAUUUGCGGACAGAGUUUUCGUCAUGGAAGCUCUUACAGACUUCAUCUAAGAGUCCACCAUGAUGACAAGAGAUAUGAAUGUGAAGAAUGUGGGAAAACAUUUAUUCGGCAUGAUCAUCUGACAAAACACAAAAAAAUACAUUCAGGUGAAAAAGCACAUCAGUGUGAAGAAUGUGGAAAAUGUUUUGGCCGUAGAGAUCACCUUACUGUUCAUUAUAAAAGUGUUCAUCUGGGAGAAAAAGUUUGGCAAAAAUAUAAAGCAACAUUUCACCAGUGUGAAGUCUGUAAGAAAGUUUUUAAAGGCAAAUCAAGUUUGGAAAUGCAUUUUAGGACACAUUCAGGUGAGAAACCCUACAAAUGUCAAAUCUGUAAUCAGUCUUUUAGAAUUAAGAAGACAUUAACAAAACACAUGGUUAUUCAUUCAGAUGCUCGACCUUUUAAUUGCCAACACUGCCAUGCAACAUUUAAACGAAAAGACAAGCUGAAGUAUCAUAUUGAUCAUGUUCAUGGAUCAAAGGCUGCAGAAGAGGCAUUGACAUCUUCAGAGGAAAAGCUAGCCUCCUUACCAAUGCAGUACACCUCUGAUGACAAAGUUUACCAAACUGAGGCUAAACAAUAUGUGGAACAGUCCAAAGCAUAUCAAUCAGAAGCCAAAACUUUGCUACAGAAUGUAUCUACAGAAGUAUGUGUGCCUGUGACUCUGGUACCGGUUCAGAUGUCUGAUCCACAAGCUGAUCUAGUACAGCAUACUACUCAGUCACAUGGCAUUCUUCCUCCACAACCUGAGCAGACGGAUUAUCAACGAGCAACAGAUCUGUCAUUUCUAGAGAAAUACACUCUUACUCCACAGCCUGCAAAUAUUGUUCAUCCUGUAAGGCCUGAGCAAAUGUUGGAUCCUAGAGACCAGUCAUAUCUUGGAACUUUACUGGGGCUAGAUACAGCUCCUACUGUACAGAAUAUUUCAAACAAUGAACAUUCAUGAUCAGACCAUAACAUUCCACCUAAUUUACUAAGCCAUUAGCCAACAGAAGGCUGAUAUGGCAAUUAAGAUUUAUAUUUUAUAUUUUAUUUGGACUCAUGAGUCUUCUGCAUAGUUUUGGAAAACCAGGUUUGUUUACAUGAUAUUUGAACAUUUAGGCACAUUUUGAUGCAUACUGAAAGAGUGUUUCCUGUGAUUUUAAGAGUUUUUAAAAAUCUUAUAAAUGGUCUUCUAAAAAUUGUGUUCUGAAAUAUCUUUAAGCAUAGUGGCUGAAAAAUGUAAUUACAUAUCUGGCUAUUAAUUUAAAAAAAAAUUGCCUUUCUGCAUCUCACUUUGAGUUAACAUUUUAAGUGUAAUAGAAAGUAUUCUAGAAGAAUAAGGACUAUAUCAAAUUCCUUAGAAGCUGUAAGGGCAGGCAGGGAUAUAAACCACAAACUUUGUAUUAUGUUUCACACAGAAAUUAAAAUAUAAUUUUACUUGAACCCUCAGGCAUUUUUGGAGGGUUUUAAAAUCUGCUGGAUUCUGGAACCUAGCCAAUGGAUACAGAAACUAGAUUCUUCUGAAAAGUGAUUCAGAUAUUUUAUGCAGACACUAAAUGGGGUGUUUGGUGAUCCCCCUGAGCAUAAUUAGGCUGCCUAAAUUUGGCCUCUUAAUUCUUCCUUGAGCUCUGUAUGUUAAAUAACGUGGGAAGAUCUAGACAGUUAUAUUGUCUAAUUUUCUACAGUUAGACCUAUAUAAUUUUAAUAUACAUUUUUUCAUGCAAUCUAGUUUGUCUUCUAAAGUGUGCCCCACACUCUAACUUUGAAAGAAAUGGGAGUAUUUGCAAGGUCAUUUUAAUCUAUGAACACUCAUAAAGAAUUGGCAUGGUUUAUUUUUGUGAGAAUGUAAGUUACGCCAGGGUCCCACAUUAGCAUGCUCAUUUUCAGGUUAUCUGUGACGGAGAAGAAAUUUUGAAGACUAUUAUUUCCAGAACAGUACUUGACUUCUAUCGAAAAAAAGAAAGAAAUAAUCAGUACUUAUAAAUCUCUAGUGAGUUACUAAUGAAAUUGUUUUGUUUCUCACUUUCAGUGUUUAUAAAACAAAGUCAAGCUCUUGAGAGUAUUUUAUGUCUUUAAUUAUUUUUAGCUUUUUCUUUACUAGGCAUAAGGGUUUUGUUUUGGUUUUGUUUUGCUUUGGGUUUGGUUUUGGUUUUUUUCCAAAAGAAUUGUUUUGAAUUACAGGUCUAGUGUAAUUCACAGUGAAAUGGAGUAUAAUUUAACCUCAUCAAGCUUCCUAUUUUAAGCCUACUUUAAAAAUAAUUAUUCUGUGUUUGUUUGGUGAAUAUUAUGCCAAAGAAAAUACCUGAAUUAAUCUUAUCAUCUUCAUUAUUCCUCACAAGAAUUAUAUAUUAAGGCAAAAUUUUCCCCAGGUUUUCCUGUUCUUAAAUUAUUAUCUUAAAGAAACUUUAAAAUGGGAAACUGGGCAUAUGUGUAUUAUUGUAACUGUUAAAUUCAUCCAAUGACCUGAGCACAAGCAAUCUGUGGUGAAAAGCUCUUUUUAUCAUCACAGUUCUAUGAACUCUUAAGUGGCAUGGAUCAUUUUAAAUCCUAUUCAAGUACUUUGGUGUUAGAUUCUGUUAAUCCCCAUCUACUUCGGCUUUGAGCAGUUUGCAGGAGAGGGGCCAGAGCUGCCUGAAUGUUCAUAUUUUGAAGCUUGUACCCUGAUGGAUUCUUAACCUAAACACACCAAAGAUUUCUGUUAGCUGUUAAAUAGUGGCAGAGUUAUAGAAUUUUAAGUGUUACCAAUAUUUAAAUAGGACUUAGCCAAAGAAGCACAAUAGAAGUCCUAAACUUUAAAAGUUCAGUUUCUAAAACAGGACUACAUAUGUUUAACUGUUCUAUGUUUGUAUCUCUAAAGUAAAAUUUAGAGCUGUGCUCUGGGAAUGUUCGAAUUGACAUGCUGUAAAUAUAUCUGGUAGGAAGCUGAAUACUAGCAAAUACACAGCAAUAAUGAGGCCAUUGAAUGCCACCUUCCGAAAGGACACUAUCAAGUACUACCCUUUCUGCUAAGUCCACCUUCAACCCUUUUCAAAAUAAAACUGUUUCUGUUAUCCUUACACUCCAUGGCUUGAAAAUGGCUGGUUUAUGUGUAGUUUUCAAGUCAACAUGUAUGUAUUCAUAUAAAUGCUUCUGGACAUGAAACAUGACUUCCAGCAUUUGUAAUUGUACUGUUAAAAAUAACCCAACAUUAGUGGUAUCAGUGCAGUUGUCAGACUAAAAAGCCUAACUCUUUGUUAUUUCUUGUUUUUUCUGUCCUACAGUAGAAAAAAAGUAUUGUAGGAUUUUGACAAAACAGUGUCUUGCAAGUAGUUGGUAACUAAAUUUUUCUUUUUAAAACCCAGUCUGUUCAGAAGGCACUCUAGGAAAGUACUAAAAUGGAAUUUGGAGCAUGUUUACUUGAUAAUGUCCUUUUAAAAAUUCUUUCAUUAUCGUGCCUUUUAUAUAUAUCCUGAAUAAUGGCUUUUUUCUCUAGUUCAGUUGAUUAUUUGGAAAACAUUACGGUCAAUAUUUUCCAAAGGGCUUCGUGUUUUUUGGGUGCCCAACAAGAAACAGACUAUAAAAGGACUCAUUUUUCAGAAAACAAGUGCUAUCUUUCCUGUUUGGGUGACCAGAAUUACUAGUCAUUCCUGGAAAAAAUGACCUACUAGUUCUUUGGCGUUCUUUUGUUUGCAGAUAACCCUACUAGUUAGUGUUUUUACCUGCUGGUCAGGCUGGAUCAUUGCCAGUUGACAGUGAAAGAAAAUAGGAAAGCUUAUGUGCUAGAUACAUAGUUUUUAUUUUUUUAAUAUCAUGAGCUGUAAUUCUUAUGGCUUUACAUCUAUUUAAAAUUCAUGUAUGAACAAAGUACAUUUUCUUGGACUGGUACUUCACUUGGUAGAUGGAAGUAACUGGUCUCUGCUUGACAGAGGACAGUUCCUCUUUGGAGGACUGGAGGUGAAGGGCAGAGAUCUGCACCUCAAAGCUAUAUGGGUCGAAACUCUGUAGGUGUCUGGUACCUCCAUUUUAAUAUGUAUGUGUACUCAUACAAGAGUGCAUAUCCUAUUGAGCAUUGAGGUGCUUUUACAAUAAAGGCUAUGUUUUAUCUGGCAGUCACUGACUCAGUUGACCAUUUGUUGCCAAAGAAGGAAGAAGCAGGUCUCUCUUAAUAAUGUCUUUAAAGAGUGAUCAGUGGCACAUUGCAGAAAGUUGGUCUUUUCCACCAGCUGACCUUUGGGGAGCAGAGUGGAUUCUGUGUUGUGUUGGUACUCUGAACUGCUACAUGGUUCUGAGAGCUUAUUGCACUCAUUCUGAAUUCUGUAUUUUUUGCUAAACAGAAUUAAGUGGAUUUUAUGUUCAGUUUAUUUAUUUAUAUUGGAAUUUCUUUUUUGAGCACUGACACUUUUCCUACAGAAGUAUGGCUCUCACAGGUUCUUUUUCUGCUGAACAUCAGUAAUUGUAAUGGUGAUGAUACAUCUUCUGUAAGGCUGUGGUUUCCUUAAAAAUAUAGUGCUACUUUAGUCUGGAUUGUAAUUCGGGUAGUUAUUUUUAAAGAUGGGUCAUGCCAGAACACAAUAACAGAAGACUUGUUGGUAUCAUCAAAGAGCUAGGCUUACUUCCCUAGUAAUGAAUGUGAAAGAGCAUCCAGAACGCUGAAGAAUGCUUCAAAGGAAUCACUUCAUGAAGUGCUUGACUGAACAUGAAAUGUGUUAUGGAGUGCUAAGGAAUAAAUGACCCUCAAGUUUUAAAAUCUAAAAUGAUUUCUGUGUAGAAGUUAAUGAAUGUAGAGUUAUGAAUGAAUUCUAAGAAGGAUGUAGUAGAUUAUUGUUUUCAGGGAAAAAAUAACCCCAACCUAUUAUUCAAAAGUGAAAUGCUUCUAUAUUGAGCAUACCUGCGUAACUGGUCCAGGUUGCGUGUUCUCCACGUGACUGAAACUGAAGGGACAUAGAAUGUGUUUAUCUGUAGGUCCUUGUGACUCCUGCCACAUGCCAUCUCUUUCUACAAUACCAUCUCACAGUGCUUUGGUUGUUUCCAUCAUAUGCAUUGAAGAAUGAUACUGGCAGAAUAUAAUGCAGGGCAGUCACUUUGCUUAAGCCUGGAAGGGUCUUUUUCCACGGUUCCUGAGAAAUGUUUUGGUUUAAAAGGAUUUGGUGGAUUAAAGGUAACAAUGGCAAAAUUUUUUGAAUCCCCCAUAACCGUUUUGAUCGUGUUUAAAUGUCAGUCCUUUUAUAUGAAAGAAUAAGGUGAAAUAAACUCAAUAUUUUGUCACUGGUAUAUAAGAUAAUGUGUUUUAAAUGUGAUCUGUAUAAGUUGAUAUUUUAGAUGGAAGUCUUUAAGUAAAGUUGUCUUUUUCGGGGUAAUUCUUUGCUGUAAGGAAAAGUUAGGAAGUGUACUGUAACUGUAGAAGUACUCAGUCCUAUGUGUAAUUUUGUUUGUUAUGGAAAAGUAAAGUUCUCUUGUCUUAA
Strigops habroptila (Kakapo) is the source of this 7630-nucleotide messenger RNA. RefSeq names its product zinc finger and BTB domain containing 41 (gene ZBTB41). Gene Ontology annotation, cellular component: nucleus. The record is from RefSeq and is a predicted model, not a curated record. The transcript is spliced from 11 exons. Gene Ontology annotation, biological process: regulation of transcription by RNA polymerase II. Gene Ontology annotation, molecular function: DNA-binding transcription factor activity, RNA polymerase II-specific; RNA polymerase II transcription regulatory region sequence-specific DNA binding; protein binding. NCBI's taxonomy places the organism in Eukaryota, Metazoa, Chordata, Aves, Psittaciformes, Psittacidae. Bases 436 to 3153 code for a protein of 905 amino acids.